Messenger RNA from Myzus persicae (green peach aphid), 1992 nucleotides. RefSeq lists its product as uncharacterized. The annotation marks the transcript as partial. The transcript is spliced from 5 exons. The record is from RefSeq and is a predicted model, not a curated record. Lineage: Eukaryota; Metazoa; Arthropoda; Insecta; Hemiptera; Aphididae.
UCUGUUAACUACCGUCUAUGUGUAUUGUCGUGUCAAUACAGAGUUCUAAUGUGUUUUUAAAGUGUAUACAAAUACUAUAAAAUAUAAUAAUUUAUUCUACUUUUAUUGGACACCGUAGUUCAUAUUUCUACCACCAGUUCUAAUAUUAUCGCAUGCGUUAUAAUAAGCCGCUUAAAUAAAACUAUUUUACACUGCUAUUUAAAGUAUAAUAUAUUUUUUAUACUUAAUUACUCAUCUAUCCGUUGAAGGGUAAAGUCGUGUUUCGCGAGUUCGACUAUAGUGUUCAUCAGUUUUAACAUAACCAUGUUCUCAUGUAGUAUAUGCGAUAAGACCUUUACUAGGAUCUGCAGUCUACGCAGACAUGCCAAGUCACACGAUAUACAAAAUAAAAUUUCAUGCAGUAUAUGCUCAGAAAUAUUCACACGGAGAGACAACCUUAUCAGACAUAGCAAGGAAAAACAUCAAUCAAAUAUUGCAAUUCAACAAGAACCAACCAUAACCAAUCGAGAAAUUCAAGAUUUUUUUAAACCAGCUGAAAACAUUUACGAUUAUAAUGUUCCUUCGGCUUCAAAUCGCAAUGAUCUUAAGCGUGUACAUGCGGAAAAUUCGAACGAAGCAAAAAAUACAGAUAAUAUGAACAACUUCAGCGCAUUUUUAGUAUCAGCAAAAAAAGACUUAAUUCAAUUACUUAAAACAUCAUCGACAAAACACCCAAUUAAAUUUAACCUGAAAUUGGAAGCGACGUACAGCCGGCCAAACGUAGAGAAUUCAGCCGAGAACCGUGCAUUUAAAACUUCAGCCAGAGAAAUUUUUAUGGAUACGGAUAUCGACUCAAUAGUAGAACAAGCGUUCGAGUAUACAAUUACACACCUAUGGGUGCCGGGUGGCUCAUCAUACAUUCCAUUAUCAAAUUAUAUUAAGAAUAAAAAGGCAGUCAUCAAUCCCCAAAACUCGGACCAACAGUGCUUCAAGUGGGCAAUCUUAGCAAGACACGUUAUGGGCAAUAACAAAACUAUUGUAACUGAAAAUUAUACAUCGCUCGAGGACAAUUAUAAUUUUUCUGGUUUAUCAUUCCCGACACCCAUCACAGAAAUAAAAAUAUUUGAAAAAAAUAACCUGAACACGUCUGUCAACGUUUAUGGAUUAAAAAAAGAAAAUAAUAAGAAACAUAUGAUUUUCCCACUUAAAGUUGUGGAUGAAGAAAAAAAAGAUCAUUUCGAUCUUUUACUAAUUACUGUCGGAGAUAAAAACCACUACACAUACAUCUCUAAUUUUUCCCGGCUUAUUAGAUCACAAAAAACUGGACAUAACGACUCUGUUGUAUUUUGCAAACGUUGCUUCACAUCGUAUGAUAAUCGACCUUUGAAAAAUACACUAUGUGGGCAAGCAGCACUUGAUCAACAUAAAUUGAUAUGUGGGUCGCAUAAACCAAUUUUACCUCAGAUGCCUGAGCCCGGUUCAAUGUUGGAGUUUAGCGCAUGGAACAAAACACAACGCCACCCCAUAGUUAUUUAUGCCGACUUCGAGGCGCUUCUCGUUAAAUGUAACGAGAAAAAGGGAAAAAAUACUACUGUAAUUCAAAAUCAUGAGCCUAUGAGUUAUGGUUUUUUCGUAAAGGUCGAUGACCACAUACCAAAAGAACUGCUUGAAGAAUUUGAAAUACCAACAUCGCCAGUUAUAUACCGUGGAAGUAAUGAAAAUAAAGAGGUAGCAAAACAUUUUGUACAAAGUAUUGUGGAAAUAGCAGAAAAAAUAGACAAACUGCUCAAAACCAACACACCAAUUAUAAUGACACCGGAACAGCGACGCACACAUGAUGUAUGUACAACAUGUAAUUUAUGCAAAAAGGGAUUUUCCAAAGAAAACCAUAAAGUAGCUGAUCAUUGUCAUCUAUCAGGCAAAUUUAGACAAACUUUAUGUAAUUCAUGUAAUCUCAAGCUUCAACAACCAAAUUUCGUACCGGUUUUCUUUCACAAUUUAACCAACUAUGAU